AUGGCUGAGGUCGACAUCGCUAGUCAUGACCUCAUGACCAAGGAAACAGGCCGGACGGAACCUAAACAAGAAUCGAUUUCCCAUACGCUAUUGGUACCGGCCCCGAUGAGGAUAAAAGCCAGCUCAGAACUACCUCGUAAAACGAACUCUCAAACCGCCACACUAAACCUCUCGCUCUCCUUCAUCAACCUCAAACUAGGAACACCCAACUCUCGAACGACAACCCUGACACACGCAUACUCUCAGCGCCUAGCUAAACAGGACCUCGUUACCUUUGGAUUCCACCGCCGUCUGAGCUUCGAACAGCUUCGUACUUGA
This is a messenger RNA of Puccinia graminis f. sp. tritici CRL 75-36-700-3, 318 nucleotides long. RefSeq lists its product as uncharacterized. Bases 1 to 318 code for a protein of 105 amino acids. NCBI's taxonomy places the organism in Eukaryota, Fungi, Basidiomycota, Pucciniomycetes, Pucciniales, Pucciniaceae. The transcript is spliced from 2 exons. The record is from RefSeq and is a predicted model, not a curated record.